CGGCCGGCGGGAGCCCCCUUGGUGGAGGCCAGUCGGUCGUAAAGGAUCAUAAAGUGGGGCGGUGCCUGGCAGGGGCGAAGGUCGCCCAGGCAGGGACUGCGCCAGCGGCGGCCGGCUGCCCAGAGGGUCCUGGACACCGAACCAGCACAGACCCUCCUGCGGCUGUCGGCCGCCGAGAUGGGGGCUUGGGCCCUGCUGCUGCCACUGCUGCUCGUGGGCACAGCCCAGGCCCAGGUCUGCUCUGUGAACCAGACCUUCUUUGAAGUCAAGGAGAACACGAAUGUCACCGAGCCCCUGGUGGAUAUCUACGUCCCCGACGACCAGCAGGUGACCCUCGGAUCCUCGUCCACCCUCUUCGCAUUUCGGAUCCAAGGGACCCAGCUGUUUCUCAACGUGACUCCUGAUUAUGAGGAGAACUCACUGCUGCAGGCACUCCUGGAGUGCAAAAGGGGUGACACCGUGGUGACCCAGCUGAGGGUGUUCGUGUCUGUGCUGGACGUCAAUGACAAUGCACCCACGUUCCCCUUUGUGGUCAGGGUGGAGAGGGUACCCGAGAACGCUAAAGUGAACACUACCGUCAUCCCAGAGACGGAACUGCAGGCCGAGGACCUGGACAAAAAUGACAUCUUGUUUUACACCCUCGAGGAAGUGACCCCGGGUGCCAGUGUCUUCUUCUCCUUGGUGGGAGUGAACCUCCCUGCCCUGCAGCUGGACCGGACACUGGACCUUGACAGGUGGCCGAACAUGACCUUCCGGCUGCUGGUGCGGGAUACACGGGAAGAGAACGUGACACCCAGCCACACGGCCACGGCCACCCUGGUCCUGGAGGUGGAGCCCAUCGAUCUGCGGCCCCCCUGGUUCCUGCCCUGCUCCUACACAGACUCUUACGUCUGCAUCGAAGCCCAGUACCAGGGGGCUGUCCCCACCGGCUACCAACUGCUGUCUCCCCUCAUCCUGCAUCCAGGGCCCAUCUACGCUGUGGACGGGGACAGGGCCAUCAACCAGCGUAUCAUCUAUAGCAUUAUAGGGGGACACGAGGACAUAUUCACCAUUGACGCUGACUCGGGCAACCUCACCAUGACCCGGAGCGUCCCCAGCCCCAAGACCUUUCUUAUGUGGGUCAAGGGGGAGCAGGCAGACCAGGCCCGCUACUCGGUGACCCAGGUCACAGUGGAGGCCCUAGACGCUGCUGGGAGCCUGCCCCACUUCCCCGAGAGCCUGUACCGCGGCACCGUGGUGCUGGGCUCAGGAAGCGGCGAGUUCGUCAAGGACGCAGCCACCCCCUCCCAGGCUCUGAGGAUCCAGGCCCAGGACCCCGAGUUCCCAGACCUCAACUCGGCCAUCACGUACCGAAUCACCAACAACUCCGACUUCCGAAUGGAAGGGGAGGCCGUGCUGGUGGCCAACCCACUGACGCAGGCGGGGGUCUUCUACGCAGAGGUCGAGGCCACGAACACAGCGACUGGAGGCACAGCGACCACACUGGUGGAGAUACAGGUGUCAGAACAGGAGCCCACCCCCACCCCCACAGACCCCCCAGGUCCUUCCACAUCCCCAGAGGCUGGAGGAACAGCUGGGCCCUCAAGCAGCACCACUUCAGAAACCCCCAGGCCCUCCGGGCCCUCUCAGGGACCCUCCACGACCAGCGCUGGGGGGGACACUGGCCCACACUCCCCCCCAGGCACAACUCUGAGGCCGCCUGCCUCGACCACGCCUGGGGGGCCCCCCAGUGCGGGAACCAGCACCUCCCCUCCAUCAGCCUCACCCAGCGGGGGCUCAGCACAGACUCAGAAGCCAGGAAUCUCGCAGCCAACAGCCCCUGGGCUCAGCAGGACCCCCCAGCCCUCAGGCACGCCCGGGAUUGGAGGAGGCAGCACCUCCACGGGGGGUGUCGGGCCGGAUGGCAGCCACGCUGGGGACCGGCGCUUCUCGACAGCGGAGAUGGCAGCCGUGGGCGGUGUGCUGGGCGCGCUGCUGCUGCUAGCUCUGAUCGCCCUCACCAUCCUCGGCUACAAGCACUACGGCCACCUAUGCAAGUCCUGUGCUAGCAAAGCUCUGGAGCCCCAGCCCAGUGGCUUUGACAAGGCCUUCCUCAUUCAAGACCGUGAGGCCAACUGGGCGCCGGCCCCCAGCCCCACACCCGGCCCCACCACGGACGAGGCCCCGCCCGAGCCCCCGGAGCCCGCGCCCCCCAGCCCCGUGCCCUCCGCCGGCGUCCCCGAGUCCCCCGCGGCGGCCCAGGACGGGGCCGGCCCCGCGGAGGUGAGGUCCAUUCUGACCAAGGAGCGGCGGCCCGAGGGCGGCUACAAGGCCGUGUGGUUCGGCGAAGACAUUGGCGCCGAGGCCGAUGUGGUGGUCCUCAACGCGCCCACCUCGGAGGCGGACGGCGCGGGCGACUCGGACGGCGAGGGCGGCGGCGAGGAUGAAGGCGCUGGCGCGGGCCCCGGUGCAGGCGCCCCCGACCAGGCGCCCGGCGACUCCACCUACGUCUAGCGCGACCCCCGACCGCCCGCGGGUCUGGACCCCGAGUCACUCGGCCGCUGUCCCCCACUGCACUGAGAAAAAUAAAAUGACACUUUCGGAUC
This is a messenger RNA of Diceros bicornis minor, 2585 nucleotides long. It is a transcript of the gene CDHR5, whose product is annotated as cadherin related family member 5. Gene Ontology annotation, molecular function: cadherin binding; calcium ion binding. The record is from RefSeq and is a predicted model, not a curated record. The transcript has 15 exons. Gene Ontology annotation, cellular component: adherens junction; plasma membrane; catenin complex. Lineage: Eukaryota; Metazoa; Chordata; Mammalia; Perissodactyla; Rhinocerotidae. Gene Ontology annotation, biological process: cell morphogenesis; homophilic cell-cell adhesion; multicellular organism development. Bases 178 to 2493 code for a protein of 771 amino acids.